Theileria annulata is the source of this 1953-nucleotide messenger RNA. RefSeq names its product ABC transporter, putative. Gene Ontology annotation, molecular function: ATP hydrolysis activity; ABC-type oligopeptide transporter activity; ATP binding. Gene Ontology annotation, cellular component: membrane. Gene Ontology annotation, biological process: transmembrane transport. Bases 1 to 1953 code for a protein of 650 amino acids. NCBI's taxonomy places the organism in Eukaryota, Apicomplexa, Aconoidasida, Piroplasmida, Theileriidae. The record is from RefSeq and is a predicted model, not a curated record. The transcript has 8 exons.
AUGGGUAAUAGAGUAUCAGUUCAUAGUGAAGAGGUCAGGAGAUACUCCGAAAAUGCCUCCUUGUCUGAAUCAGUUAUCAGAUUUGCAAAGGAAUUGGAACCCGAUGAAAAGUAUCACCUUGUUCUGGGAAGCCUAGGGCUGAUGGCUAACGCAGUAACUAACAUGCUAUAUCCAAGAAUAAUAGGAUUACUAAUAGAUUCGUCAGAGUUGUCCCAAACAUCCUCACUUGAAAAAUGCCCAGAAUAUUCCUUCCCACUCCCACUCUUUGCUAUCAAUAACUUAUUCUCAAAGUUAGACGGGCUAGGAUCAGACUGCUUAUUUAACAGGAUCUUAGCAUGCUCAAUCCCACUGUAUAUUGUGGGAAGUAUGGCAUCUUGGUUUAGAGUGUAUCACACACAAACAGCAAUUUACUUGAUUCAAAAGAGAUAUAGAAGGAAGGUGUUCAGAAAAAUACUCUCACAAAACCUAUUAUUCUUUCAUUCACAUACCUGUAAUUAUCUUUUAUCCAAGUUGCUCAAUGACUGCGAAGAGGGACCGAAGACUUUAGUGGAAAGCCAAAUGCAGUUUCUUAGAUGCUGUAACUCAACCAUAGGAGGAACCUGCCACCUGUUCUCAAUUUCAGCCAAACUGGCACUUGUGAUACUAGUAUCACUGCCACUUAUUGGGGUUACGAUAAGACAGCUGUCGUCUAUGGUGAAGAGGUAUCAUUCUCUUAAGAAAAAAAGACUUGAAAACGUUAUGGGUAAGUGUAAACCUACCAAGGCUGAAGAGGUUAUCAGUGGAAUAGAAAACGUUAUUUCAUUCUCGAAUGAGGAAUACGAAGCGAAUUCAUUUAUGAAUAGUUUAAACGAAUGCGAUGAAGUUUCAAUUCGAGCUAACAGCUCAGAAGGAAUUAUGAUGGGCUCGAUACUAGCAAGCUUUAACCUUUCAACCCUAAUUAUGAUUUACUUCGGGUCUAAGCAAAUGAGAUCCGGUUCACUCACAGUGGGGAAAUUUGCGUCAUUUAUCAUUUACGGAAGUUUAAUAGGACUUGGAGUGUCUGGAUUGUCAAAGAUAUAUACUGACGUUGUGAGAAGCACAAAUUCUAUGCGCAGCGUGUAUGAAAUAACUGAUUUGAAGGAGCCGGAGGAGAAAUUGCUUGAACUAGAAGAGGUUGAGGGAGAUUUAGAAGUAGGUUCGGUAUUUUUCCAAUUCCCCAAGAUUCAACCAGUUAAUAAAUUACAACAUAUUAGUGAACUUGAUAAUGAGUUUGAAGAGGGUGAACUAAAUCUUGAGAAUGAGAUAAUAAACGGAGUGUCAUUUAAGAUUAAGGCAGGAGAUGUGGUUGGGAUAGUGGGACCGAGUGGAGCAGGUAAAACAACUUUGUGUAAAUUAAUCAUGGGAAUUUACAAGCCAACCUCAGGAAAGAUUCUACUAGACUCAAAUGACAUAAGUAACCUAAGUUCUAAAUGGCUAAGAAGAUCAGUUUUCUCAAUCUUGACACAGGAACCCAUUCUGUUCUCUAUGUCAAUUGAGGAAAAUAUGAAAUACGGAAAUAAAAAGGCAACAAAAGAACAAGUUAUAGAAGCUUGUAAACAGUGCAAUUUGCAUGAGUUCAUAGAAUCACGGCCUUCCAAAUAUGAUACAAUAGUGGGACCCAAAGGAUGCACACUUUCUACUGGACAAAAACAGAGAAUAGCCCUGGUGAGAACAAUACUGAAAGAAUCUAAGGUCUUAAUACUGGAUGAGCCAACGUCAAGCUUAGAUGGGUACUCAGAAGAACUGGUUACACAGGCAAUUGAGAUGGCGAAAAAUGAAAAAACACUUAUCAUAGUGACACAUAAUGCCGAAAUCGUUAAGAAGGUGAACAAGGUAUUGGUUCUAAACAGAGGAAUGGAAUACUUCGGAACUGUAGAGGAAGCAAAAGUAAACAGUCCAACCUUUAAGCUCAUUUUCCCCAAUAUAUUACCUUAA